This is a messenger RNA of Owenia fusiformis, 1285 nucleotides long. The record is from the annotation of a GenBank genome assembly. Lineage: Eukaryota; Metazoa; Annelida; Polychaeta; Sabellida; Oweniidae.
CAUAGAUGUGACAUUUCGUCAUCCAUGAUGAUCUGUUUUAUUUCAUUACGUUUUACUUGUGAUAUCAAGGAGUUAAUGAUUUUUCUUAUUUAUAAUCAUGCACUUAUUUUAUAAUAUAAACGGAAUUGUGACCUUUUGGGUAAUAGCUGUGGCGGUUGCGAGGGAGUAUUUCAGGAUAAGACUUGGUUAACACGCAAAGGACAUCGGGACCCACCAAGAUAACAAGAAAAUCUUUGAAAAUAUCUUAAUCGGAUUCUGGUCUUAUUCAUUCAAGAUUUGCAUGUUUCAGACUGGAAGGUCAUUCAGAUGUGAAAUGUGGCUUCACUGUAUUCUUCUGAUGAACUUGUUCAUGAUCAGCCAAUGUAAGCGUAUGGCUGGGUUUGGAUUUCAACUAUUCCCAUCGAUAGAGGGACCAACGUCGUGUCCAGGGAGGAGUAGAUUCCUGGCUGGUGUUCCAGGUAACGAUUCAGUUAUAGGACCAUGUGACUACAUAAAGUGUGUAUCUGGUCAAUUCAAGAGACUUCCUUGUCCUGCAGGCCUAGGCACCAGAAAAAAGUUUAUGCAGGCCUGGGCACAGAAUCAGACAGGCGAUAACAAAUACCCUUGUGUGAAACGAACACCGGCUUGUAAUUUAGAACUUGGCCUAUCAGAUAAUCCCGUCAAGAUAUGUGGGAUAGAUUUGGUCUGGAUUGUGGACAUAAGCUGCUCCAUAUCCAUAGAGGACAAAAUGACCGUGAAGAGAUUUCUAAAAAGGGCAGUCGCACAACUCCCAGUGCGUGUGCAUUUUACAAGAAUAGCGAUGUUCGGAUUCUCUGAGAAAAUCUAUCACGUAUCGUUUUUGAACGAAUAUCGACGCCAAGCUAAGCUGAUGGAGGCAAUCGACGGGAUGACGUUAACGCCGACUGAGUGUGCGACAUAUACCUUUUCAGCCUUGGAGGCGGCCCGAAAUGUAUACCUUUCCCGGGAAUUUGGCAGGAGAAAGGCUCGCAAGGCUGUUGUAAUAGUCUUGACUGACGGAUUUACGUGGCCACAAGAGAGGAAGCUAGAGACGCUUGAACAGGCCCGACUUCUGCAUAAAACUGGAGUUGAAACGUACGUCGUGGGCCUACCCAAUAUGAAACGUAACGUCUCGGCUGGGAAAGAUGAAUGGGAAGCGAUUGCGACCACUCCUGAUAAAAUAUAUGACCUCCAAUCAUUCUCAGAGCUACAGGGUAUUAUGGAUGAUAUCUCUAGAAGUGCUUGUUUCAUCUUGUAAGAUUCAGAGAGAAUAAAUAAUAAGCAUAUG